Lecanosticta acicola is the source of this 1416-nucleotide messenger RNA. NCBI's taxonomy places the organism in Eukaryota, Fungi, Ascomycota, Dothideomycetes, Mycosphaerellales, Mycosphaerellaceae. The record is from the annotation of a GenBank genome assembly.
AUGGCUUCGCGUGCAAGACAAUCUACCGCUACCCCGGCGCCGCGACGCUCGGAGGGGCCCCUUGCUCGCAGUGGCUCGUCAGCUCUGCCAGAGUACCAAACGCCAACUUACCCACUCAAUCCAGCCGCACAGCGAGCUCUCGCGAAUCUGACACGUACUCAUGAUCUGCGCACGCUUACAACCCGACUCAACGCGGCACAAGAGACUUUGAACACGGCCGCGGUGGACGUUAACGAUCGUCUGACAGACCGAAACGGCCGAGUCGCUAGUGUUCGGCAGAGAAGGGACAAGGAACGCGAAGAAAACGGCGAGGAAGACGAGGGAGAUGAAUCCUUGGAAGAGAUGGAGCGGGCCAUGAAUGAGAUGAAGCAGAAAGUUGACGGCAUGACGAAGCGUAUGGAAGAGACGAUGCGGAAGAUUCUUGAUGGCAAGAAAGAUGUUCAAUUCAUGGAGCAGUCCGUCAAUGCUGCCGCCGAGGAUACGCGUAAUAAUGCGAGUACUCAGGCGAGUACGCUGAAUACCAGAUCGCAGCGUACGAGACAGAGUCAACGAAAUGCCGAGGAUGAAGGAAAUGGCGAAGAUGGCGAGGACGACGACGACGACGACGAGAAUGAUGGGAUCUCAGACUUUCAACCCACUGAUCCAGCCGCUGGUACGCAGCCAGAGCAAGCUCCCAUCAACAUCUUCAGAUCGAAGCUGGAGGAUGCGAAGACGAGGUAUCAGUCUCAUUCCAUGGGCGAUAGGUACGGCAAAGACAACGACUACAUCAACUUCCGGCGUGCCGUCCAUGAUGCACAAUAUCCCGGAGAUGAAGUGCCAAUGCUACCUCCAAGCGAGUGGUUCAACGAAGAUGGUACUGUGGCUGCACCUGGUCACACAGCCAGACGCGGCGGCGGCGAAGAGGACGAGUCGGACGAUGAUAUCGCGAUCGAGAAAGCCACCAUUUCCACCAAAUGCCCUCUUACCCUAAGAGAAUUCAAAGAUCCAAUCUCUUCGACAAAGUGCAGUCACAGCUACGAGAAAACUGCCAUUCUGGAACUCUUCGGUCGUUCCGCUCACGUUCGUUGCCCGGUAGGAGGUUGCAGCGAAGCCCUCACCAAGAAGGAUCUGCGGAAGGAUCCUGUCAUUGUUCGGAAGAUUCAGCGUUUGCAAAAGGCGAAGCGAGUGCAACAGGAACAAGACCAAGACGAAGACGAAGAUGAAGAGGAUGAUGCCCCUCGGGGCACGCAGCGACGGCGUGCACAGACUAUUGACGACGAUGACGCUGCUAAUAUUGAGGACGAAGACGAUGAUGAUUCGCCGAUGAAGCUGGAAACCCAAACGACACAUUCCGUGGGCCCUCCGCAGCCUCCUAGACCUUCGCAGGCUAUUGACUUGGACGACGGAAGUGAUGAAGAUGAAGUGACGCUUGAUUGA